GACAGGCAGUGAGGUUGAUAGGGACAUAGGAGAGGAGUGGGGGCUGAGGACGGCUAACGCUGGACUUUAGAUUUUUUUUUUUUUUGUUAACUUACUGUUCUUUUGUAUUCCUUUGGCUGGGAUGGUGUCGCGUCAGACGUGUAACACUGCUGGCUGCUGUGCGACGAGACGGUUCAGACAAAAUGCUAAGACUUCAGCAUUAAGAUGCCGCGGAUCAGAGAGUAAGAGUCCCCUGGUAGUGGAAGCUGUAUAGGGUAUGUCCGCAGCGCACAGACUAUAUCACACGAAUGAUAUAUUAAUAGUACGACUACAAUAAGAAUGACUGUUCGAAUGACUGUCGAGCUGAAGAAGAUAGCGAGAAGAAAUAUUUACAAUUAAUAACACUGAAUGCUUUACUGGAGACAAAGGCAGUGCCGCAGAUCAAAAGCAUUCAAUAAAACCUAUCCCAAAAGAACAAUUGCAAGAUGUUUCGUCGCGGCUUCAACCGCUGGUGCGGAGGGGACGAAAAGAGAGUGGACAGCAGGACCAUCUACGUUGGACACCGGCGCUGUCCCGGCACAAACACACACCCCCCCCUCAAAUUCUGUGACAACAGGAUAAUUUCCUCCAAGUACACAGUGUGGAACUUCCUUCCCAAGAACCUGUUUGAACAGUUCAGAAGAAUUGCCAAUUUCUACUUCCUUAUUAUCUUCCUGGUGCAGGUGAUUGUGGACACACCCACCAGUCCAGUGACCAGCGGGCUGCCACUCUUCUUCGUGAUCACAGUGACCGCCAUCAAACAGGGCUAUGAGGACUGGCUCAGACACAAGGCUGACAACGAGGUGAACAAGUACCUGGUGAGCGUGCAGGAGGCCAACGGGGCGGUGCGCAAGGAGAGCGAGGAGAUCAAGGUGGGGGAUGUUGUGGAGGUCACUGAGGACGAGACCUUUCCCUGCGACCUCAUCCUGCUGCAGUCCACUCGAGACGAUGGCACCUGCUUCGUCACCACGGCCAGCCUGGACGGGGAGUCCAACCACAAGACUCACUUCACAGUGGCAGACACAGAGAAGGAUCUGCAUUCCUUCUGCGCCACCAUUGAGUGUGAGCAGCCCCAGCCGGACCUCUAUAAGUUUGUUGGCAGAAUGCACAUCACUAAGGAUGGCCAAGAGCCUAUUGUGAGGUCAUUAGGGCCAGAGAAUCUGCUGCUGAAAGGAGCCACCUUAAAAAACACCAAGAAAAUCUACGGCGUAGCUGUUUACACUGGGAUGGAAACGAAGAUGGCUUUGAACUACCAGGGGAAAUCCCAGAAGCGCUCUGCAGUGGAGAAGUCGAUCAACGCCUUUCUGAUUGUUUAUCUCUGCAUCCUCAUCAGCAAGGCCCUGGUGUGCACCACGCUCAAGUACGUGUGGCAGAGUCACCCGGGCCAUGAUGAGCCCUGGUACAACCAGAAAACACAGAAAGAGAAGGACACCAACAAGUUACUCAAGAUGUUCACAGACUUCCUGUCAUUCAUGGUCCUGUUCAAUUUCAUCAUCCCGGUGUCCAUGUACGUUACCGUGGAGAUGCAGAAGUUCCUGGGCUCGUUCUUCAUCUCCUGGGACAAGGACUUCUUCGACCUGGAGAUCCAGGAGGGUGCUCUCGUCAACACCUCCGACCUCAACGAGGAGCUGGGGCAGGUGGAGUACGUGUUUACAGACAAGACGGGCACUCUGACUCAGAACAACAUGGAGUUCAUCGAGUGCUGCAUCGACGGCUAUCAGUACAACUACGGGGACUCCAGAACUGAGCUGGACGGGUUCUGUGUCACCGACGGGCCUGUCAGCAAACUGCAAGAGAAGGCAGGCAAGGAGAAGGAGGAGCUGUUCCUGCGGGCGCUGUGCCUGUGCCACACUGUCCAGGUGAAGGAGGGCACGGAGCUUGAUUGCAUGGACGAGGUGGAUGGGAUCAGGGCGAGCAAUGAUGCCGAGCAGUGCUGCUAUAUCGCCUCCUCCCCAGACGAAGUGGCGCUGGUCAAGGGAGCCCAGAAGUACGGGUUCAUGUUCCUGGGCAUGGAAGGUAAAGAUAUGAAAAUACAGAACAGGAACAAAGACGUUGAGCAGUAUGAACUCCUCCAUGUGUUGAACUUUGACCCAGUGAGGCGGCGGAUGAGCGUGAUUGUGAAGACUAAGUCAGGGGAGACUCUUCUGUUCUGUAAAGGUGCCGACUCCUCGGUGUUCCCACGAGUGCAGGCGGAGGAGGUGGAGAGAAUCCGGAUGCACGUGGAGCGCAAUGCAACGGAGGGGUACCGGACCCUGUGCAUGGCAUACAAGUCUCUGAGCUCGGAGGAGUUUGAGCAGACUGACGCAGCGCUGCAGGAUGCCCGGCUCGCCCUGCAGGACCGUGAGGAGAGGCUGGCACAGGUGUACGACCAGGUGGAAGCAGGCAUGCACCUCAUCGGGGCCACCGCUGUGGAGGACAGGCUGCAGGAGGAGGCUGCAGAGACGAUGGAAGCCCUGCACGGUGCAGGGAUGAAGAUCUGGGUACUCACCGGAGACAAGAUGGAGACGGCCAAGUCCACCUGCUACUCCUGCCGUCUCUUCCUGAGGAGCACAGAGCUGCUGGAGCUGACUGUGCGCACCCUGGAGGAGGGGGGUUGCCCGAGAGAGGAGAAACUGCAUGAUCUGCUGCUAGACUACCACAAGAGAGCGGUGCAGGACCGGCACAAGGACAAAGACAAGGAGGGGGUCACCAGGAGCUGGUCCUCUGGGUUCCAGGAGUUUGGCUUCAUUGUGGACGGUGCCACGCUGUCUCUGCUGCUGAACGCCUCCCCUGAUGCCAGCGCCAGUCGCUACAAGAGCCUCUUCCUGCAGAUCUGUCAGAACUGCACCGCCGUGCUCUGCUGUCGGAUGGCUCCACUGCAGAAAGCUCAGAUUGUGAAGAUGGUAAAGAAUUCCAAAGGUAGUCCCAUCACCCUGUCUAUAGGUGAUGGAGCCAACGAUGUCAGCAUGAUAUUGGAAGCACAUGUGGGCAUUGGUGUGAAGGGUAAGGAGGGCCGGCAGGCAGUGCGGAACAGUGACUACGCCAUCCCCAAGCUGAAACACCUGAAGAAGCUGCUGCUGGUGCACGGGCACCUCUACUACGUCAGGAUCGCACACCUGGUGCAGUACUUCUUCUACAAGAAUCUUUGCUUCAUUUUACCUCAAUUCUUAUACCAGUUGUUCUGUGGAUUCUCUCAACAACCCCUGUACGACGCUGCCUACCUGACGAUGUACAAUAUCUGCUUCACCUCCAUGCCCAUCGUGGCCUACAGUCUACUGGAGCAACACAUCUGCAUUGAGAGCCUGCAGGAGAACGCCUCGCUCUACAGAGGGAUCGCUAAGAAUGCAAUGCUGCGCUGGGGUCCCUUCCUGUACUGGACAGUGCUGGGGCUUUUCGAGGGGCUUAUCUUCUUUUUCGGGGUGUACCAGCUCUUCUGGAACCCCGCCCUGGCGGACAACGGGCAGGUUUUUGGAAACUGGACUUUUGGAACAAUUGUGUUUACAGUUCUAGUGUUUACAGUAACCCUCAAGCUGGCAAUGGACACUCGACACUGGACCUGGGUCAACCACUUUGCCAUAUGGGGCUCACUAGCUUUCUACAUCUUCUUCUCUUUCUUCUGGGGAGGAAUCAUAUGGCCCUUCAUGCAGCAGCAGCGUCUCUACUUCGUCUUCGCUAACAUGCUGAGCUCGGUGUCGGCCUGGCUCAUCAUCAUCCUUCUCGUCAUGGUCAGUCUGCUGCCGGACAUUGUGAUCGGGGUCAUCCGCCGGCCGCAGGGGCCAGACCGCCACCAGUUCCAGAAGAAUCCAGACCAGUCGAGAGCAGGAAACCCCCUGUCGCCCCGAUCUCCAGCCAGACCCCUGCUGUUCAGAAACUUUUCAGAUGAGUCCAAUACUGUCCUUUAAACAGAGUGCCAGCAUCACCUCGCUGUCAUACAAACUCUUCAAGGAACUGGACUGAACAGGGAGGGCUAUCCGGAAGGCUGCCAGCACAUCGUGCAGCGUGGAGGUGCCCUACUUAAUCUUCGGCUGUGAUCAACACCUUGCCCAGCGGCGCACUGUCCUCGCAGUCACGCCUAAUGACCGGGUUUCAGGGCAAUUCCAGCAGAUGAUUCAUGUCUGGCCCAGUUCCAGAGACAGUAGGCAGUCCGGUCGACCUUGUUUCUCUCACAGAACAACAGCCCACUGACCUGGCAAGCCUUACCAGUAACUUAAGACCGAUUAUUUCCAGCAAUUCCAGUUCUAAACUUUUGGGGGGGGGGGGUUGGGGCGUCUGACAAUACAGUGUCCAACAGCUGAACAAUUUUCAAUGAUUCUGCUGGGAUUUAAAUGAUUAUUAUUGGGGUGAUGGAUUUGUUUGGAAGAACGUGUUUUAUGAAAAGAAAGUGUAAUCUCCGGGAGGCUCCACAUUUCACUGCAGUCGAUUUUAGAAGAUUCCUGUAUCAAAGAAAUAAAAUAUGUGGUGUGCAAAGAAGGGAAGUAGAGGUGCAGUGUGUAAGUACAAGGGGCGGACAGCACAGUGUAAAAACCUGCGAUGUGUAGCAAACACUGGGUUUGAAAGGGCUGCCACAUGACCCAUUUUCAUUUGCCAUGCAAACAGUGUCUCCGGUGAUGUUUAAUCAGUGGCCAAUUUUGAGUAGUUGCUGCAGAUUUUCUCCCUCCACUUCCAUGAAGGGACUGUAGGAAGUGGUCUUUUGAGGAGUUGUCACAAACUCGUCAUGUCAAACCAGCGCUGUCCUGGCGGCCAUGCUGUAGACGCAGCUGUUGCUAUAUUUCUGUCCAACCGCCUUUUUAUACAUGAAUGUAGUGGACUCCCUUUCAGCAUAUUAUCUAUACUGUAUCAUUCAAGGAGUUGCAAACUGGAUUUGAGAGACUUCUUAUUGCCAUUUGAGCUCUUCUCAAAUCCUAGCUUGAACAAAAAAAAAAAAAAAACACAUUGCCAACCACACCCUUACAAAAUGUAUAUAUGCUGAAAGGGGUUUUCUUUUGGGCCAAUAUUUUAUAUAUUGCCCUUCUGUUCCCUUCAGCUUGUCUUUGGAGCUAGUUUCCAUUUCCAUCCUUACCUCAACACUUCUUCAGAGGGUCAGCCAUCAAAAACAAACGGUUAACGACCCACUUAGGGGUCAGAUGAGAAAAGCGCGGACGGUGAGGCCACAGGGGAUCCAAGAGAAGCCCAAAAGGGAAUAGAGGAGCCAGGCUUGAAUGUGGCAGUCUGAGAUUGCAGUGUUAAUGAGACGGCACUGUCAAACUAGCUCUGGAGACAACGCUAUUGAAACUGUGCUUGUGUGCAUUUUGCAAUAUGUGUAUAACCUGUUUUAAUUAAGCAAGAUACUGUCCCCCCCCCCAACCCCUCCAUUCUUCAUUACAGAAGUGCCAGUUCAGUGUCCUAGAUGAUUUUCCUGACUCAUGAGGUUGUGCAUCUUUGUUUAAUCUCAUGCAUUUUGCAGAAAUUACAUUCCAUUCAAACAUGUUUUAAAUCAGAUUACAUGUGACUGGAUGAUCCAUAUUUAUGUUCAUAACUCUGUUAAUUUUCUUAUUUAUUGAAAUGUAUAAUUGACCUUAAUAAUUGUACUGUAUUUUAUAUAUUCUUAAUAUUAUUGAGAUUGUGAUGCAUUUAUACUCUGUAGAAAUGUGUCUUGUGGGUCAGUGGAUUACUUGCGGAGUCAUGCCCUGCUCUUGUAUGUGAUUGGCUCAAUGGCAAAAGCCUGCUCAUGAAUAAUGCUGGGAAGGCGGGGCAUUCUGGUGUUCUGACCGUGCAGGCCCCUCCCCUCAGCAUUAUCAGUGUGUAGGUUAAUUUGGUCCUACUAGUUUUGUUGUUGUAGUGUGCUUAUUUUUCAUGAAUUCAGUGUGUCUAUUUUAAAACUACCCAGCACAUUGUGGACAUUCUUCAUGUUGAAAACCAACAUUCCCAAUACUGGACCAAUUGAUGUGUGUUUUAGCAGAAAAGGUCAGUUUCAAAAAUAGAGAAUUGGUUUAGAAGUGGGAUAAACAGAGGAGUGUGAUGGUUCCAGUUCCUAUUUUUCUGAAUUGAUUCAGAAUUAUAGUGCUACUAUGGCCUUACUGCAGCAGCAGCAGUGGCUGUGCUUCCAGUUUGUGUUUAAUAAUGGGCAGUGCUUCUAAGUGAGCAACACAGAAAGCAGAACAUGACAUUUAACACCAUCACACAUCUUCUGAUCGGUUUUAGUCGAUCCAUGAAGUCCUGGGCAGGAUUUGCAAGGAGUCUGUGUUGUAGAAUACGUUUUCUAACACUUUAUAAAAAUGUUCAACUAAACGCAUCCUCAUAAUGCAAUUUUGUAACUUGUAUUUUUAAUCUUUCAAUGAAGGUGUGUGUUUGCUUUAUUUAAAAAAGAAAAAAAAAGACAGUUGUGCUAUGAUUGUGAGCAGAAGACUGUUUCCAGAAUGCAUGUGCAGCAGUGCUGUCUAAAUAGAGCUAAACCUCUGUGCCACCGUUCCACUUUCAGAGAGAGGGGAGGACCACACAACUAAGUGACUCAAACCACUGCCUGUACACUAUGGACCUGCACCAGGAGUCAUAUCACAGGAACCCGUUCAAGAGUCUGCUUUUAAGAAGGCUUCUUUUACAUCUCAAAUGAAUGUCUGUCAUUGAUGUCAUUUUAAAUAAUAAUAAAUGAAAGAUUGGAAACAAAA
Polyodon spathula (Mississippi paddlefish) is the source of this 6641-nucleotide messenger RNA. RefSeq names its product phospholipid-transporting ATPase 11C-like. The transcript has 30 exons. Gene Ontology annotation, biological process: phospholipid translocation. Gene Ontology annotation, molecular function: magnesium ion binding; ATP hydrolysis activity; ATP binding. Gene Ontology annotation, cellular component: trans-Golgi network; endoplasmic reticulum; plasma membrane. Bases 465 to 3899 code for a protein of 1144 amino acids. NCBI's taxonomy places the organism in Eukaryota, Metazoa, Chordata, Actinopteri, Acipenseriformes, Polyodontidae. The record is from RefSeq and is a predicted model, not a curated record.